CAGGCGCAGUUUCGCAAUUACACGGCGGAAAGGAGGAGAGGGAGGGGGGGAAUGAUUAAUCUGUCAAAGGCGAAUUUGUGUUCGGAAUGAGACCACUUUGACAUUCAACCGUGUAGCAAGGCCCACAAGCGAACACAGUUAAUGCACAGGAAUUUGAGAUCAAGUCGACGCAUCGCCAUCGCAGGUGGCGCUCGUGUACUCGUCCUGGGUUGUCUUGGCUGCCUGAUUUGUGCGUCUUUUCAGCACUGGACAGCGACAGGGACCAGCGGGCACAGAACACACUGAGGGAAUCCUGAGGCGGGUCGGUCCGACCCUCGCUUAGCUCGCGGCAAUGCUCGGCUAGAUGACUUCGCUACAUCACCAGUCACCGCGGUAUCCUGGACUAAUAUAGCAGCGCCACAUCCCUCCGCCUCCUUCUGCAUUCGCUGAUCCCGAGUCCCUCUGUCUAAAGGCACCAUGGGAAACCGUGGCAUGGAGGAGCUGAUCCCGCUGGUCAACAGGCUGCAGGAUGCCUUCAGCUCCAUCGGUCAGGCCUGCAACCUGGACCUGCCGCAGAUCGCAGUGGUCGGCGGCCAGAGCGCAGGAAAGAGCUCAGUGUUGGAAAACUUUGUAGGCAGGGACUUUCUGCCUCGCGGAUCUGGUAUUGUCACCCGCAGGCCCCUGGUGCUGCAGCUUAUCAGUGCCACUGCAGAAUGGGCUGAAUUCCUCCACUGCAAAGGGAAAAAGUUCACAGACUUUGAUGAGGUUCGACAGGAAAUUGAGUCAGAGACGGACCGCGUCACGGGGGCCAACAAAGGCAUAUCUCCCGUCCCCAUCAACCUGCGAGUUUGCUCCCCUCAUGUACUAAACCUGACUCUCAUCGACCUGCCGGGGAUCACAAAGGUGCCUGUUGGAGACCAGCCUGCAGACAUCGAGCAGCAGAUCAGGGACAUGAUCAUGCAGUUCAUCACCAGAGAAAGCUGCUUGAUCCUUGCGGUUACCCCAGCUAAUACUGAUUUGGCCAACUCAGAUGCCCUGAAGCUGGCGAAGGAUGUUGACCCCCAGGGUCUGAGGACUAUUGGUGUGAUCACCAAAUUGGAUUUGAUGGAUGAGGGCACGGAUGCACGAGAUGUAUUGGAGAAUAAACUGCUGCCGUUGAGAAGAGGUUAUAUCGGAGUGGUCAACCGCAGUCAGAAGGACAUUGAUGGCAAGAAAGACAUUAAGGCAGCUUUGGAGGCAGAGAGGAAAUUCUUCUUAUCCCACCCAUCUUACAGGCACAUUGCUGAUAAAAUGGGCACCCCACGCCUGCAGAAAGUGCUCAAUCAGCAACUGACCAACCACAUCCGAGACACCUUGCCAGCUUUCCGCAGCAAGCUGCAGUCCCAGCUGUUGGCUCUGGACAAGGAGGCAGAAGAAUACCGGGGAUAUCGACCUGAUGACCCGUCUCGCAAAACCAAGCAGCUGUUGCAGAUGGUGCAGCAGUUUUCUGUGGAUUUUGAGAAGAGGAUUGAGGGUUCAGGAGAUCAGGUGGACACGGUGGAGCUAUCUGGUGGAGCAAAAAUCAACCGCAUCUUCCAUGAGCGUUUCCCCUUUGAACUGGUCAAGAUGGAGUGUGAUGAGAAAGAGAUGCGGCGUGAAAUCAGUUAUGCCAUAAAGAACAUCCACGGUAUCAGGACUGGACUUUUCACCCCAGACAUGGCAUUUGAGGCCAUUGUGAAGAAGCAGAUUAUAAAGCUGAAGGAGCCUUGUGUCAAGUGUGUGGACAUGGUUAUCCAAGAGCUCAUUAACACUGUGCGCCAGUGCUCCAACAAGUUGGAAUGCUACCCAACGCUGCGUGAGGAAACUGAGAGAAUUGUGACUUCUCAUAUCAGAGACAGAGAGAGUCGGGCUAAGGACCAGGUUUUGCUGUUAAUUGACAUCCAGGUCUCUUACAUCAACACAAACCACGAGGACUUCAUUGGCUUUGCUAAUGCGCAGCAGAGGAGCAGUCAGACUAAUAAGAGCCAGAGUUCUGCAGGAAAUCAGGUGAUCCGCAAAGGCUGGCUGACCAUCAACAACAUCAGCAUCAUGAAGGGAGGUGCCAAGGAGUACUGGUUUGUGCUGACUGCUGAGAGCCUCUCCUGGUUCAAGGAUGAUGAGGAGAAGGAGAAAAAGUACAUGCUCCCACUGGACAACCUGAAGGUCCGCGAUGUGGAGAAGAGUUUCAUGUCCAGCAAGCACAUAUUCUGCAUUUUCAAUACAGAAUCAAGAAACGUGUAUAAGGACAAUCGAACCCUGGAGUUGGCAUGUGACUCUCAGGAUGAUGUGGACAGCUGGAAAUCUUCUCUCCUUCGUGCUGGAGUCUAUCCUGAGAAGACCACUACGGUUGAGAGUGAGACCACGAGCACCACAGAUAACUUCUCCAUGGACCCUCAGCUGGAGCGUAAAGUGGAAACCAUCCGGAACCUGGUGGACUCCUACAUGGCUAUUGUCAACAAGUGUAUCCGGGACCUUAUCCCUAAGACCAUCAUGCAUCUCAUGAUCACCAAUGUGAAGGAGUUCAUCAAUGCAGAGCUACUGGCCCAGCUGUAUUCUGCAGGUGACCAGAACGCCCUGAUGGACGAGUCUCAGGAGCAGGCCCAGAGGAGGGAUGAGGUGCUGAGGACUCACCAGGCCCUGAAGGAGGCCUUGGCCAUCAUUGGUGACAUCUCCACAUCCACUGUCACUGUCCCCCUGCCUCCGCCUGUCGACACAUCCUGGGUGGGAGGAUCCAGUGGUGGUCGCAGGUCUCCUCCUCCCAGCCCCACUGCCCCCAGAAGGAUGUCUUCAGGCCAGCGACCGACUCCUCGUGGUGCCCCGCCACCACCAAACCGCCCAGGACCCCUGGGGCCCUUCAAUAACAGUGCUGACAGCCCUCAGGCUCCAAGCCGCCCAAACAGGGCCCCUCCUAGUAUCCCCAGCCGGCGGCCUCCUCCAUCUCCUACAAGACAAGUCCCACCAUAAACAUCCAAAGAGGGUUCCUCAUUCCCUUAUCUCCCUCCCUCAUCCACCCCAUCCCUCCUUUCUUAGCCAUGGCUCUGCUGUCCAGGUCUCUCCUUUGUCUUUAACUCCUCUGACCCUCACUUUCCUGCUAGGUGACGAUGUUGAUAUAUCUAUGUACAGUAUGGUACUUGUCUCGUGGUGUAUGUGUAUGUGUGCUUGUUGCUCGCCUGUGUUCCAGGUUUGCUUAGCAGAUCCACUACCCAGUUUCAGUCCCUGGAAUCUCUUUCCCCCUCACAAACCCUUCCCCAAGUUAGCCAUUAUUCCCACUUGCUGCUUCUACAUGAAAAUAUGCUCAGCGGUCGUACUGUCAUCCAAAACGCAGCAUGGCACAUAAGCUGCUAUUAUUGCAUGGGAGUGUGUGUAUGUAGAGUAUGUGUGUGUGUGUGUGCGUAUGUAUAUGGUGUGGGUGGGUGGGGGACUAAUUUGCCUAUAUGUAGGCUGAGUUUGAGUUAAUAAUUUAUUGCAUAUUGCCCCUCUACAGUAAGUGUUAAUUAUCAGCUUAAUGUUCUCUUAGGAACAGAAGUUGUAUAUUAGUACAGUAUGUGUGUGUGUAUGUGCAGGUUUGUGUGCAAAUAAAUCUGCGUAUAUGAAUGUGUGGGGAGGACAAGUGUGUAUGUGCUGUCUGUCUGCAUGUUUGUUGGUGAUUCAGUUUUAUUUGUUUUCAUGAUCAAAGCUAUUAAUGAUGAUUCAUAAAACCCUUCAGGCUAAAUUUAAUGUUGGACUUUUGUGAGUUGUUCCUGUGUUGUAGUAGCAGCCAUACACACAUAGCAAGGCUGAGGAGCACCUUAAGUAUUAUCUAUAUGGAAACAGCCUCAACAACAUUUAACCUUGUCAUAGGUGUCCACCUGUGCUGUACCAAUGGUCAAGUUGUGACCCUUGCAGCCUUAAGCUCCUAUUCAGAUGCUGAUUGGUGAGAUUGAAUGUGCCGCUUGAAAAAGAAAAAUGUUACUACCUAAAAUGGUAAAAGUCAUUUGUAAGUUUUUCCACAAAUGAACAAAGAGCAUGCUUUUAUACAUUUCCGCUUAGGCUUUUUCUCAGGUUUGAAACAUGAAACCCCUUGCACAUCACAAAUUAGCCCUCUAUCUUAUUUCUCAGCUCUUCUAGCUUACUUCCCCUUCUCACAAUCAUUGAAACCAGGAGGUCAGUCAGCAUCUGCAUUAGAGCUUAAGGUAGUAGCCUGUUGUCAAUGUUCAAGUGCUUCUCUGUCAGUUUGUUAUUGUGUAUGUAGUCCCAAACUGUUCUGAUGUAUAUAGUUAAUGAUAAAGAGAUACUGUACCUGUGGACUAUAAAGACCUCAUCAAGGAUCUUAGCGCUUUAAUCGUUCUCUCUCUCUCUCUAGCCACUAAACGCUCUCUUCUAUCUAAUUUAGACUGCCUUACUGGCAUGAAUUACAAUUCUGUGUUGCCAAAGCAAAAUGUAGAAAGAGAAAUGUAAAGCCGAGAAAUACAUCUACUCAAGACUAACAAUUAAAUGGUUCCAGUUGUAGUGAGGUGGCAUUGCUUAGCAGGGGACAUAAUGUUAAACUGGGAAAAUGCAUCGGGUGUUAUUUUCUGUGUCUCUGUAUUGCUCUUCAAUAAACUUCUUCCCCAUAA
Monopterus albus (swamp eel) is the source of this 4592-nucleotide messenger RNA. RefSeq names its product dynamin 3b (gene dnm3b). Gene Ontology annotation, cellular component: microtubule; synapse; cytoplasm. The transcript is spliced from 21 exons. Gene Ontology annotation, molecular function: microtubule binding; GTPase activity; GTP binding. The record is from RefSeq and is a predicted model, not a curated record. The coding region runs from base 457 to 2961 and encodes 834 amino acids. NCBI's taxonomy places the organism in Eukaryota, Metazoa, Chordata, Actinopteri, Synbranchiformes, Synbranchidae. Gene Ontology annotation, biological process: synaptic vesicle budding from presynaptic endocytic zone membrane; receptor internalization.